Molecule: messenger RNA, 3141 nt
Organism: Penicillium canescens
Lineage: Eukaryota; Fungi; Ascomycota; Eurotiomycetes; Eurotiales; Aspergillaceae
Exons: 4
Coding region: 1-3141 (1046 amino acids)
Source: RefSeq, a predicted model, not a curated record
AUGCAUUCGAUAAAUCCUGCUAAAGUCGGUGAAAGGCUUUCAGCCGCUCUUGUGGAUGAGUGGGCGGUCACAAAUCCUCAACAACUCUUUUGCUACCUCCCAAAUGGCUCAAGCCCGUCUGACGGAUUUCAUGAUGUAUUGUUUGCCGAUGUUGCACAUGCUACGAAUCACCUGUCUUGGUGGAUCGACACUACCAUCGGCCAUGGAUCAGGCGAGACACUCUCCUACAUAGGUGCAAACGACUUGAGAUAUCUUGUUCUCUUUCUUGCCUGUAGUAAGGUGGGAUACAAGCUAUUUCUGCCAUCCACAAGAAAUUCCAACGAAGCAUUUUCACAUUUAUUCAAGAAGACUCAGUCAACCAUACUGCUACACUCCGCUGAACUUCUGGAAAAAGCGCAAACUCUUGGAAAUGUGCAUCCGAAUCUGAAGACUCUGGUACUUCCAUCGUGGGAGGAUUUAGUCAAUGGCAAAACUAGAUACUACCCUUACACAAGUACUUUUAGUGCUGAUGUGGAUAAUGUCAUUUUGAUACUGCACACAUCUGGAACAACUGGACUUCCGAAGCCAAUCUACCUGACACAUGGCUAUUUUGCUGCAUUUGAUAACAUUUCGCGUUGUCCCCUUCCGCCAGGCAGGGAACUUGCUAUUCCCUCCGGAUUUUAUUCCAAGGACGAUUCAAUGUUGACAGUCACACCAUUCUUCCACGUAAUGGGUUUUUCUGCUUUCAUUCAAGCCAUUUUCAACGGGGCGCCAUUCGCGAUUCCUCCUCUCAAGCCAUUGUCAGGGGAGCUUAUCAUCAAUACUAUCAAGACUCUCAUGCCCCGAGCGGCUACUCUGCCCCCAUCUCUGAUUGAAAAUAUCUGCAGCACAAAAAUGGGAAUGGAUUGUCUCAGUCGCUUAGACUAUCUCUUUUUUGGAGGAGCUCCCCUGGCCUUUGAUAUCGGCGAGGCGUUGCGAGAAAGGGUGCGCUUGAUCUCACUCAUUGGCUCGACUGAGAUGGGGGUGAUACUGUCGAUGGCCCCAGAGGAAAGUGCGGAUUGGGCAUAUUUUGAUUGGGCCCCGAACUCCAACGUCUAUAUGGAUCCAGUUGAUAGCGAAUUGCACGAGCUAGUGAUCCGUCGAGGCAAGGACCGCAAGGUUCACGGAAUCUUCCAUACAUUCCCUGAUCUCAGGGAAUAUCGGUCACAGGAUCUCUUUCGACGACACCCGAAUAGAGCAAAUCUGUGGCGUUAUGCCGGACGUUUAGACGAUGUUAUUGUUCUCAGCAAUGGUGAAAAGUUCAAUCCUAUUGCUACUGAGAAGGCCAUAGAGGCACACCCAUUGGUCUCAAAAGCCAUAGUCGUCGGACAAGCAAGAUUUCAAUCCGCUAUGCUUAUUGAACCAAACUGGGACCUGUGGACAGAUAAUGAACAUACAGUUGAAGAUUUCUUGGGUGAAGUCUGGCCAUUAGUUGAAAGAGCAAAUGAAAUGGUCCCCGCAUAUGGGCGAGUGAUGUUCAAUCGCAUUGGUCUUGCGUCGAAAGCGAAGCCCUUCAAAGUAACCGCAAAAGGAAGCACCCAGCGCCGACAGGUGAACAAUGACUACCACAUUGAAAUUGACAGCCUGUAUGCAAAGGAGCCAGUUACCAAAUUGGAGUUUCCCAAGACGCCGACAAUAUCUUCAAUCACUUGCUACAUCCGGCAGGUUGUCCACGGCCAGCUCAAUAGUCCGGCAAUAGAUGAUUGGGCUGAUCUCUACGCGGCCGGACUCGACUCCUUACAGACCGCAUCCAUUGCUAACAUGUUGGAUAAAGCCAUCAACGGCGGGAAUCCCAAUAGUGAAGCACUGGUCACUGCACAAAUGGUCUAUGAUCAUCCAACCAUUUCAGCCUUGUCGCACUUCAUCAAUAGCUUUCUACAUGGGAGCCGCGUGGAGAUGGCUAUAUCUCGAAGAGCAAAGAUCGAUCAUGUGUUGAAGACUUACACUCACGCUCUUCCAGAAAAGGACACACUGUCUAUAUCCAGAGACACCUGCCGGAAGCAUGUUGUUUUACUCACAGGGUCAACGGGGUCUCUCGGCACUUAUAUUCUGAAUGUUCUCCUGGGUGAUCCGUCGGUAGCGAAGAUCUAUUGUCUCAACAGAUCAGAGGGUGCUGAGAAGAACCAGAUGAAGAGCCACCACAAGAGAGGCUUGAGAGUUUGGCAUUUGAACGAUUAUCGGGUUGAAUUUGUGCAUGCAGUAUUCGGGGAGAAUCACCUCGGCCUUCCUGGUACCACAUACUACAGACUGCUCAACACAGUCGAUAUUACCGUCCAUAACGCAUGGGAUGUGAAUUUCAACCGCUCGCUUACUUCCUUUCAGCCUCUGAUCAAAGGUGCUUAUGACCUUUUCGACAUCAGCAGACGAGGUCGAUUCCGCCCGCAUUUCUUCUUUGUGUCCUCAAUAAGCACAAUACAAAAUUGGAAUAUAUCUAUGGGUGGUCGGUCGGCUCCAGAAGACCUGAUACAGUCUCCUGAUGCAGUCCCGCAUCAAGGAUAUGCAGAAUCGAAACACGUCGUUGAGAGACUAUGCUACCAUAUGUCGAGUGUGGCUCGCGUGCCAACGACAAUCCUGCGCGUGGGACAGAUUGCUGGGCCAAGUCUAAGCAUGGGAAAUUGGAACAGAAGCGAAUGGUUUCCCGCCUUGGUGGAGACUUCGAAAAGUUUAGGAAAGAUCCCGAAUCAUCUUGGAAAUGCUAACAAUAUUGACUGGAUUCCAGUUGAUUUUGUUGCAGAUAUAAUAGAAGAGAUUAUGCACACUCGUCUUGAACAACAGGAAGAACACAUCUCCGCUACGUUCCACGUAGUCAAUCCACACACAUCGUCGUGGCAGGAUCUUAUUCGUCCUAUCAAAUCAAAAUACGAUCUGACUGAUGUCGACCUAUCCGAGUGGAUUCAUGAGCUUGAGUUGAUUUCACACCCUAUGACGCAAGACAUGCAAGAGAAGCCUUCUCUCAAGUUAUUACCUUUCUACCGUGGCUUGACAAGUCCCGAUAAAACAUCUUCCAAAAUUGAUACAUCCAAGGCAGAGCGGGCAAGUCCAGCAAUCAGAAGCCUGCAACCCAUAUCUGCAGAUCUGAUGGAAAUCUGGCUACAACAGUGGGAGGGACUUGGAAGAGAUUGA